UCUGAUUUCUCAACAUAAUAUUUUUCUUUACUCUUCUGUGGAUUUAAAAGAAAGUUCCGAAUUUCCACCGGCAGCAAUAUUUAUUAGUAUAUUCGAGCUAAAUAAGAAAUGCAAAGAUAUAUUAGCAUUUUUGGACGACUUCUAGCUAGAGAAAUUGUACAUAAGAAUUUGCAUGGGGUUGCUGUGAAAAAUUCAGUUUCAAAUUUCCUAUUUAAAAAUGUCACCAAUAUUAGGUGUUAUAGUGAAGCCCCCUCGGCCUCUUUCACAGAGUCUACCAUAGCAAAUCGAAGGCAAAAUAAUACUUUUAGAAAAAAAAACUUUGAUCUACAUGAUUUAAUCAAUCACAUCAACAAUGGAAAAGUUUUUUAUUUAAAGCAACUUAGCAAUGUUUUUCAUACAAUUGAAUUUGAUAAGCUCAAAUCUGAUGAAGCAGUUUUGCUAUUAAAACACUGUGGAUCAGAGGUACCAGACUCCUCCCGAUUGCAAAGAAAUGCUGUAUGUCAAGACAUAUUUGCGGGUUUGCAAAAGGCUGCCAAUCUCGAUACUGAAAUAUUUAACAGGUACAUACAAACCUGCACUGAAAACUCAAUUUCAAUCUAUAGCAAAGAAUUGCUACUAAUUAAAUGUGAAUUUAAUAAAGAAACUUAUAAAAUGUUAUUGGAUAAUGUUUGUCAGUAUGGUAAAAUUAAUGAUUCAUUUGAAAUUUUGGAAAUUAUGAAGACCAAAGGAAUCUCAUUAGAUAAUGAGACCUUGAAUAGUUUGAUAUUAGGACAAACUCUGAAUGGAGGUUUAAAAGCAGGCGAAGAAGUAAUGAGCACCUUAAAGACAGCUCAGAUAACAUAUAAUCAACAGGCUAUACUAUCUCUUUUUAUAGGCGUAAUAAGACGGAAAAACUUAAAAGAGUUGAAGAAAGCUUCAGAAAAAUAUUCUGUCGACUUAAAUGAAGAACAAUUUUUAUAUUUUAUUCUAGAAUUAGGAUUGAAUGGCUUGGAAUCUUUGUUGAAUGAAGUGCCUCAUUUUUAUAAACAUAUUUCGAUUACCAGGGAAUUACAGACAAAAAUAGAAAAAAUAUGUAUCCAUUUAGUUCAUAUGAAUCAGGUGUUAUCUGCAAUGAAUAUUUAUGAAAACUUUGUGGAGCCACAUCCUGACGUCCCAUAUGGAGCUGUGAUUCUAAAGGAAAUGUUGCAUUGUGAUAUUGAAAUAUCAGCUAUAAUAUCUAUAGCAAAAAGUUUAAUUGAAAAAAAGCUAAAUCUUUAUAUUUGCGAAUAUUUAACUGAACUAGCUUUACGGUUUAAAUAUCAAGAACAAGCUUGGGCACUUCUAAAAUGUCUGCAGAUUGUAAGGCCUCAUUACUUUUGGCCUUUACUUGUCCAAGAUGGAAAAAAGAGUGGCGAAAAUGGUGUUUUGAAUGUUUUAAAACGUAUAAAAGAACUUAAUAUAAAAGUGGAUAGGGAAACAUUGGAGAAUUACGUCAUGCCCUACUGCGAUUUAUCAAAUAUGAAUUUAUUGAUGCUGAAACUGCAAGAUGCUGGAUUUACUGUGCGAGAAAUUCUCAGUCCUUUAUUAUUAGUUUUACUUAAGUUGAAGAAAACAAAAAAAGCUGCUGAAUUAUGUAGACAUUACAAUGUUGUCAUAUCAGGGGAUGAUUUUCCACAAAUAUUGGCCAAAGCUUGGACUUACACUAAAGACACGAAGUCAAUUUUACCAGUACUAGCUAGAUAUUGUGAAUCUAAUAAUUUAGAAAAAGAUGUGGUAGGAACCUUUUUAAUUCAUGUAGCUAAUAUGUGCAGUUCAAAUGAUGUUGAAUCAUUUUUGAUGCUAGCUAAAGCCAUACAAGAUCAGCGACUUAGACUUACUGUUAAUUCUGGAGACGUAAUAAAGAAAGCUUGUAAAGCAUUAAGUGGUGAUUCUUUGAAAGACUUGGAAAUUGCAAUAAAUGCUUUAGUGGAUUUUAGUUUCAACAUUUCAGAAGAAAUUGCUGUUCCACAUCCUAAAAAUCUAGAUGGUUUGGAGUGCCAUCUAAUUGAAUUACAAGAAAAGAAUAUGCAAACCAGAGGAGUACUAAGAAAAUUAAUCCAGAUGCAUGCUGCUAAAGGAAAUGCGCAACGCGCUAAAGAAUUGAGGAAACAUUUCUUGGAUUCUGGUUAUGAAGAAUCAGCUGGAAUUAAAAGUUCAAUAAUGCACAGUUACAUAUUAGGAGGUCAGUUAGAUGAAGCUAUGGAAUUGUAUAGGGAAGUGAAAAUCAAACAUUCUGAUUUCAAUAUGGAUUCUUUCAAAUUUAUUGAUUUGGUGAAAUUGCUUAUUGAUAAUGAUAGAUUUGACGAAGGUUUUGUUAUAUUGCAGACGGAAAUUAGAAAUCCCAUAACUAUUCGAGACACCAAAGUCAUAGAAAGGAAUUGCAGAGAACUACUAUCUGCUUGUAAAACUGCAGAUCAAAUGGAUAAGAUUUUCAAGUUACUCACAGAAAAUCGGUUGUGUAAAGUUUCUAAUGCAAUGUUAGGACCUUUAAUAAGGAUUCACCUAAAGAGUGCUAAUAUCGAUGAAGCUGUCGCAAAAUAUAUAGAGCUUUCAGAAAAACACAAAUGUACUCCUUUACAAGUUGAACUCUUGCGUGCAGUAGCUAGAACAGAAAAUUCUCUGCAAUUAGAAAAAGUACUGAGAGCAACAGAGGCAGUACAUGGAACAGUAGUAAGCCAAUCUGGAUUAUUUGCUGCUUUAGCAGAAAAUGGACAAGAAAAUGCUCUGAGAAAAACUUUAUUGAUUAAUUCUUCAGUUCAAUUUCAAGGAUUGCUCCACAAAAGAUGUGAAAGAUGGGUCGAUCAACGAAACAUUGUGCCAUUGAUAUCUUUAGCUAAUGCCUGUAGUAGAUUGCCAACAACUUUUAUAAAUUUCGAUUUACUUUAUAAAUGUAUUUUUGAUGUAUAUGAUCUAACCAAUGAUUAUGAAGGUGCCCUAACAUUUUUUGAUGGUAUUCCUGAUGAACUUAAAAGCAUACAACUAGAUGUAAAUCUCCAAAAAAUGCGCGAAAGAAUUAAACAUAAAGCAAAUGCAUAAGUUAAUUUUUUUCAAAUUUAAAUAGACAAAUAAAAUGAAACUAUUUACCAAAGUGAACUGUGAGGUUGUACCACCUAGCGGUUCUAGUUUGGUGUUUAACGUGACAGGCGACCACCUUCCUGUAGGAGUUCAUGUUAUUUCAUGCCUAGGGAAAUAAAUAGAUGUGUGCUAUAGAAGUUCCUGAAAUUUUAAAAUUCUAACACAGACUUUUCAUAAAGUAGAAACCAAAUAUCAUAACAGAUAAUUGAAAAAAAAAAUACAAACAUAUUUAAAUCACAAAUUUCACAUAUUUCUUAUUCUAUCCAUUUAAAUGUUUUCCCAAAUACUUGUUAACAUUAUUUCAGUAAAAGUUAAGUUGAAUUUAACCAGAGAUUAGAUAGAUUUAUUUGGAAUUUUCAAUCAUGGAAUAAAUUCAAAGUUGGUGUCAAAUGAUAGUUUAUGAAAAUAUAAGCUAAGAAUGUGAGAUCGGUUUUCCUCUAUAAUUAACCGUUAAUUAGGCCAAGGCACUUAGCGAAAUAA
Messenger RNA from Ceutorhynchus assimilis (cabbage seed weevil), 3573 nucleotides. The record is from the annotation of a GenBank genome assembly. Lineage: Eukaryota; Metazoa; Arthropoda; Insecta; Coleoptera; Curculionidae.